This is a messenger RNA of Diaporthe citri, 2385 nucleotides long. RefSeq lists its product as uncharacterized. The coding region runs from base 1 to 2385 and encodes 794 amino acids. The record is from RefSeq and is a predicted model, not a curated record. NCBI's taxonomy places the organism in Eukaryota, Fungi, Ascomycota, Sordariomycetes, Diaporthales, Diaporthaceae. The transcript has 6 exons.
AUGGAUUUCGUCAAUAUGUGCCCGGUCCUCGAGGUCCUUUUCUUCCAAAGGCGCCUGGGAGCUAGUAGGGAUAGUCAGGAGAGGGCAGAGGCAGCCAGCAACAUACAAAUGGACGCUGACCAGUUCGAGAAACGCUACCUGUCAGACAGCUUCGAAAAGCUGAAGAGUCUGAACACACUCGUUUUCAUCCCCCACGACCAUCAUGAUGACGUUGGAGAUCCAGAUUUCACCAGAGACUUCCUGGGUCCUUACAACUUCCUCACCCUCAAGAAGCUUUGUAAUCUUACCUCCAUUUCAGUGCUCAUCAACGUCUUCGCCUCCCCGGACGGCUCGACCACUGGUCAUCUGACAGUCUCUCCCACGGAGGUUCUCCCUCGCUCACUCAUGUCUUUCCACAUUCUAGUCGAUGACCAAAGCGGAAAUGGCUUCUGGAGUCGUAUUCCACUCAACGAAGCUCCGUUUCAACCUCGCGUCGCGGCUCUCGGGUUCAUGGAGGAGCUGACGAGUAUCUGCCCAACCGAGUUCCCUGGUCUUCGACAGGUGGAUUACAUUUGGGCAGUCACUCGGCUCACUGGCAUACAGCGGAGACAAUUAUCCCUCGGCAAGAGCUCAGUCUGCGGUAGCUCUCCUGCACGGAACCCAGGCGUCCACCACGAAGAACAUCCACACAACACCAUCGAAAAUACCAACGUGCUCAAGUGCAAUAUGGCUGGGCACCACCACAACGCCCAUUUCCCGGACCCAAGAGGAACCAUGGAAACACUCGGUGUACAAGGCGACGCGAGAAUGGAUGCGCCAGCCUCAUCCGGCCAGGGAAUCCACCCCCUUGGCAAGGCUGUCACAAGUCUUGAUCUGCGGGGCUCAUGGCCAGUAGACUGGAAGAAGGUCGGUGCGAUCGGAUUUUCCUUUACCGACCUCUCGCCGCUGUCCACCUGGUACGCAGUCCAGCAUUGGUCGAGAACUGAUCUACUGUCAUGGUGGGAGCUACGCCAGAUGCGGUCCCUUCGUCACUUGAACAUCGACAUUCAAGCCAGGAAUACUUGGGGCGACCGCUUUCAGCAAUACCGUGAGCUAUGGGGCCAAUCGGGCGAGCCAUCUAAUCUCUGCGUACUUCCAAACUUGGAGACACUGAGAAUCCCGCUACGGCUAUUCAUGGAGUCCGAUGAGGUCUCGAUGUACGAUUCAAGCGACGUGCUUCCUGCUACGCUAAAGACCUUGGUCCUCUUCGUCGAUUUACAACUGCAUCGUGCGGAACCCCUUGCCAACGAACAAUCAGAAUGGAGAGGAGACCAAGUCGACGGAUAUCUCAUUUCCGAUCCUCGAAGUUGUGCCCAGACAAUUCGGAUGACCAUUGAGUUCCUGGAAAACAUCUACUGGUGUGCCCCCACCGAUUUCCGAUACCUUCGCACGCUGAUUCUGGAAUACAAAAUUGAUGCCGGCCGUGUGGUCCUUUUCGGGCCGGCUCUCGCAAUCAAGAUCGCUGCCUCUCUGCAGGUGAUUGAGCACACACCUCUGCCAUAUGCGAUCAAGAAUUUCUACGAGGGCCAGGCCUCGAUCGUCAGUGGCGGCGUCGCUAGCUUGCCAUCGGACAAGACCGUGGACCUCGGUGCCAACGCUGAUUAUCAAGGGCUGAUCCAGUACGGGACACACAAGAACAUUCGCAUGAUCUACACGAUCGUAGACGUGCCGUAUCGGGUCGUGGCAAACAAGGCGGCCGGUAUAAACACACUUGCGGAUCUGAGGGGCAAACGAAUCGGUACCAUGUCGGGCUCGUCGGCGAAAUACUUCAUCAGCAAGCUGCUGAAUUCGGCGGGUGUUAAGGACUCGGAGUACACGGUGGUGUCAGGCAACGUUUGCAUGAAGGCGCCGUGUGGCGCCGGCACCCUCCCGGCGCAAAUCCAAGCCAAGACCAUCGAUGGAGUCAGCGUACGCCCACCCAGCUUCUACACGCCGGAGCUGGGCGGGCAGGUGCUGGGGGACAACGCCAUCUUCUUCCAGAACGCGACCGUGUUCCGGGAAAUCUACUCCCUUUUCACAACGACCGACAAGCUCAACGACCCUACGUCACGCAGGGCCAUUGUCGAGUUCAUCCGGGCUUUGGAUCAGGCUAUCGACGCCUUCAAGAACACGCCCGAGAAGGUGUACCAGUUUGUGGCCCAGGCGGUGGGCAUGGAUGCCGCCACGGUGCAGGCCGUUUGGCCGGUACACAAGUGGGCCGGCACGCUGGGCGUGGACAUGGACAGCAACCUGAUCGACUACAUGGUGGAUGAGGAUAUUUAUGUUGCCUCGCAGAACCAGAGGCAGCCCAUGACAAGAGACAUUAUCGCGCAGUUCGUCGACAAUAGCGUUAUUGCAGAUGCCAGGAACGCGUCGUACUUGACAUAA